Messenger RNA from Funneliformis caledonium, 477 nucleotides. The record is from the annotation of a GenBank genome assembly. NCBI's taxonomy places the organism in Eukaryota, Fungi, Glomeromycota, Glomeromycetes, Glomerales, Glomeraceae.
AUGCAAAACUACACAAUUGAUUCUACAUUUUUAACAACACCGGGAGGUAGUUUUAUACUGACACAAUCGCAGCCACAAACGCCAGUAACAGCAACUGGAAGUACCUUUGAAAUAGAUCGUUUUCCAAGGGAAGAAUUUUCAUUUUUACCUCAUAUGAUUCAAAUCCUUGAUAAAGUAGAAACGGGUAGAAAUGAAAUGGAAAUAAAAAUUAUGAUGAGAAAGUUAAAAGGAAAGAUUCAUCAAUGUCAAAAAAUCUUGGAAGAUUUACCGGGAGCCGAUUUAUCAAGAGAACGACAAGAAAAAUUGAGAAAUGAAGAUAAAGAAAUUUUAGAAAAAAAGAAGAAAAGGCGUCAUAAAUAUUUGGGACUACAAAUUUUUCAAACUGCUGCAGCGAUUUGUAAUAAUCAAAAUAAUCCCAAUAUUACUACAUCUGUAUCAACGGAAGAUAACAAUCAUAUGGAUACAACAGAAGGUUGA